AUGAAGGCCCUAGUAAAAGACUCACCAAAACUGUGUUCCAAUUUUCAGUUGAUCGUGGCAGUCCUGUUCGCCUUUGGCGCCGCUGUGCCGCGCCAGCGUCGCGAAGCAAUUUGGGGUGGUUAUCAUGGAGGUUACGGGGGCGCUUAUCAAGGAGGCUACGGGGGUCACCUCGGCUACGCACACGGCGUAGCACUCGCUGGACCAGCUCUGGGACCAACUAGCGUUGCUGGUCCCCACGUGGGAGGCGCCUCGUUGGCUGGCCCAUCGAUAGGCCCAGCCAAGCUGUCAGGCGCUGUUGCUGGACCUGUGCAAGUCUCCGGUGCUGUUGCUGGCUCUGCUGUUGUCACUUCGUCCGUCGCUGGCCCUGCUCACGUUGAAGGAUACGACGGACCCUACGAUGGACGAGGCGGAUUCGGUUACGCAGCUCCUGCUUAUAGUUACUCUGGCUAUCCAGGGUACGCAGGAUACGGUGGAUACGCAGGAUACGGAGGACAUGGAGCAGUGUACGCAGGACCAGCGUCCCACGGAGCUGUGCUCGCAGGACCAGCGUCCCACGGAGUAGUCCUUGCCGGACCAGCGUCCCACGGAGCUGUUCUUUCCGGACCAGCGACCCACGGAGCUGUCCUUUCCGGUCCUCACGCAGGAAACGCCGCUGUAUCUGGUCCCAGUGCUGGAUCUGUGGUGAUCGCUGGACCCUCUGGGAAGAUCACUGCCCACGGCACUGGCCACGGUGGCAUACACACUGGCCACUGGUAAUGGACGUGAGCUGUCGAGAAAAAUAAGUUUCUGAAUAUCUCUCGGUUAACAUCGUCGAUUUACAAGGUCGGUCGCCCUUUCACGAACUCAAGGUGCUAAAUUCAUGGUUGCUAGUGUUUCACGACGAUCCCCGCUACGCGAUAACAAUAAUAAAACAAUAUAUUUUCAUGCUAUUUUCUUAACCCUUUCGGAGCUUUGACAUUUCGGACAAAUCGAAAGUAUACUGUUCGAAAGUAUACCGUAGAAUGGUCCUUGCAUGGUUUUAUAUGUGUGCAUGUCACAAAACUGCAUUAAGUUUAGAUUCUUUUUAGUAAAUUCAUCUGACAAUUAAUUAAUGAAAUAGCUUAUAGAAGUUAGAACAGUGACGUUUUAAAAAUGCGACUUGCACACAGUUUGAGUUUUGGGUCCAAGAGCUAGAAAUUAAUUAAUACCUUGCGUAUGCGCAAGUGUAUUGCACACGAAAAGUUGUGAACUUUGAAAUAUGUACAAUG
Molecule: messenger RNA, 1247 nt
Organism: Hylaeus volcanicus
Lineage: Eukaryota; Metazoa; Arthropoda; Insecta; Hymenoptera; Colletidae
Product: cuticle protein 65-like
Exons: 3
Coding region: 1-756 (251 amino acids)
Source: RefSeq, a predicted model, not a curated record